Molecule: messenger RNA, 838 nt
Organism: Nymphaea colorata (pocket water lily)
Lineage: Eukaryota; Viridiplantae; Streptophyta; Magnoliopsida; Nymphaeales; Nymphaeaceae
Product: non-specific lipid transfer protein GPI-anchored 16-like
Exons: 4
Coding region: 34-645 (203 amino acids)
Source: RefSeq, a predicted model, not a curated record
GGUAGUACCACAUUUGGUGAUUAAGCCAUAGGGAUGGAGGCGGUCGCUGGACUAAUCAAGUUCUUAGUCUUGUCGAUGGUCAUUUAUCCGGCAGCAAUCUCGCCGGCUUCCGGCCAGAUAACGACGAUAUGCACGACGGGCAUGAUCAGCAGCUUCACUCCCUGCCUGAAUUACGUGACCGGAAGCAGCGCCAAUGGCAGCUCCCCGACUGCCGACUGCUGUCAAUCCCUUGCCUCCUUGGUUGGCAACUCAGCCGGAUGCUUGUGCCUCCUCUUAACCGCCAACGUCCCGUUUCGGGUGCCCAUCAACCGGACGUUGGCCAUCUCCCUCCCCCGCGCUUGCCGGAUACCGGCGGUGCCGCUGCAAUGCAAAUAUACGUCGAUUGCUCUUCCGCCAGCAGGCACCAUCGUACCCGCUCCAGCCCUUCCCCCUCUUCCGCCACGUCCAGCCGAUCCGCCGGUGACUGCAACUGAAGCGGGCGUGCCAGCUUCGUCGCCACCAGCCCCAUCGCUGCUGAUCCCUACAACAGUGUCGCCGCCGCCACCUGCACUCGUCACCCUUAACCCAAGCUCUGCCCACAAGAUCUACGAUGGAUUCUCUACCUUGUCCAUCUUUGCCUUGGUGGUUCUUGGACUUGUGAUCUAAAUUAAUGAAGCGUGUACUCGUGGGUCGUAUUCUUGGUAUGUGUGUGGUUGUAAAAUGCACUUUCAUGAAGGUGUUGAGUUGUAGGAGUUGGGAUUGUUUUGGCGUUUCCAUGUGUUGGGAAGCAAAAAUUCUUUGUGUGUAGAUCUAGAAUUGGUUGUAUUAUCAAUCCUAAAUAGCUUGUUAUGAGCGGGCA